Molecule: messenger RNA, 2519 nt
Organism: Williopsis jadinii
Lineage: Eukaryota; Fungi; Ascomycota; Saccharomycetes; Phaffomycetales; Wickerhamomycetaceae
Exons: 1
Coding region: 63-2519 (818 amino acids)
Source: RefSeq, a predicted model, not a curated record
AGGAAAUAGAAGAUAUAUGCCAGGUUCGAUUUGAAUCGACCACCAAACCACUAGAUGCUCAAAUGUAUGACUCUCUAAAAAGAGCCUUGUCGGGGACAUCGUUCUCCAAAUUCACAGAUAGAACGGCGAAUGGAGAAUACAUGAUACAGUUGUUAUUGACUGCGCUCUCAACUUCACAUACAGAUGAUGGUAAGAGCAAUAACAAGGCAGCUGAUGAUGUUGUACAAGACAAUCAAGAAACUGAAGACCUUCUACAGGGCUUGAAGCACUUUGAGAUAGCAUUACUUCUACAGGAUAACAGGUAUAUUGACAACAUCCUAAGCAAGGAGGAUGCGACUGAGCUCUCCAGAAUAGUUUCUGACUGGAGAGGAGAUGGACAUCAGCGAGAAGCAGAGAGUGACUGUGCUUCAACAACAGAUGCAGAUGGACCGAGUGUUAGUGAUACAAAUGUUGAAUGGGAAAAGGCACAGGACGAGUUUUUACAACAAUUGGAAGACGCCAAUAGUGAUCACCCCGAAGAUGGUCCUGCAGCCGAUUCUCAGGAUGAAAAGUUAGUGCUGAACAACCUGACAGUUCUUUCUAAAAAGAAGAGGCCUGCACAGGCGGGUGACAAGAGGCUAAAUUUCAAUCCUGAUGAAGCAAAAAAGACGUUGAAAGCUGCUGUAAAGUCCUCAGAGUUGACUUCUUCAGCACUCGAUUUAAUAUCACAUCCACAGGAUGAAAUCAAGUGCAUCUAUUUCUCCAACGCCAUUGAUGACCAGUUCUACGAAAGCUUAGUACCAACACUCACAGUAGAUGCUUGCCAUUUGUCUUUGUACAAUAGUCAGGGAUACAAAGAGAACUUUCUUACAUUAUACACUAUUGUUGGCCAGGCUGGGUCCAAGGGACUUGUUCCCCUGGGUAUGAUGCUUUCAAAGAAUGCAGAGUGUGGAUUAGAAUGGUUCACCUUCCUAUACACAUUCUUCAAGAAGAAUGGUGGAUCGCAUUGGAAGAAGUUACGAGAAUCUAUACAAUUACACAAUGAUAGUAUCACUGAGGAGAGCAUUCCCCCAUUACAAAUCAUAUCAGAUCAGGAUAAGGGUAUCAAGAAGGCCUUGGAUAUGUUGAGAACCCGGUGUGGUGUUCCGAUUGAGAGCUUUGCAUGCUCCAAACACGUCGAAAGAAACCUCUUCAAGUACACAAUUGCAAAGCAUAGAAGUGCUAUGCAACAUAACUUUUUCCGGUUGAUAUUUGAAUCUGAUCCCGCAAAGGUUCCACUAAUCCAAGAAGCUAUGAAGGGGGGUUUCUUUGAGAGGCAUAAGAGGGAGAAAGUUAACAGUACCUAUAAUCUUAUCACCAACACCCAAGACUGUGCUAGAGGUCUUCAACUUUACAAUUCGGUAACUCCAAGGUUUGAUAUCAUGACAUCCAAUCAUUGUGAGAUUUUGAAUGCAGAGAUGUUUGCGUUUAGGCGAUUGAACCCAACCAAUCUCAUUGUCGAAGUGCUGUCGAUGCAGUGUGAGAAGGUGAAAAUCACAGAGUCCAUGACCUUUGAUUGGAAUACAGUGAGACAGAUGCCUCAAUAUGAUGAUGAAAUGAAUGAUGCCAGCGAUUUGGAUGAUGGGAGCGACUCAGAUGAUGCCAGCGACUUUUCUGAUGAAGAGGAAGAACCAGAAUAUACCGAGAUACUCACAAACCAUGGCUAUUUCUUGUACUCGACAACCAUUAUCACUUCUUGUUGUUUAAAUAGCAAAGAGACUAAUGUAACCGUUGAUGAGAGUUCACCUGGAACUCAAAUGAAGACACACGAGCAUAGUGUAUGGUGGGACUGUGGUUUGUCUGUUGAGAAUCUUUUAAAGGUGUUGCGAGUUUAUGCGAAGAAGAUGAGAAGACGUGAUUCGUUUGUCAACUUUCGUGCUUAUAUUUAUGAUCAAUUGCGAGCCAGAACAGCCGUUGUUACUGAAAAGCGAUGCACCAUCUCAAAGGAGGGCGGAGAGGAAGUAAAGUCUACGUACAGUUGUUCCCAUUGUCGCAAUCAAGCGUAUACAUUCUUCGAAUGUCCACAUAUCACUUGUGUGAAGAUGAGAAGGGUUCUCAACGGUCAUGCCCUUAUCCCAUCAAUGCCUCAACUUGCCAAGCAUAUUAUCUAUGAAGAUAGUAGAAAGGAGAACGGAAAGAGGCGCUACAAUUACAUCCCACCAAUAUUCAGAUAUCAGAGCUGUUUUUCAAAGGCCAAUAGAUGUAUGAUACGGAAGACAGCGUCUCAAAGUUCCAGGUCAGCAGUGCAUACAUUCAACAAAGGAUUACUACUGAAGGCGAUUGAAGCGUUAAGAGGCCAUCACGAUACUGUGUUGGCGAUCAAAAAGAUCUCUAAGAAGAGGCAGAGGAUCACAUAUGGUUCCAAUAGGAUUCCUUCCGCAGGUGAGAAGAAGAAGAGAGGAAGAGGACGACCAAAAAAGUCAGAACAAAAGAGGAACUACAAAGCUAGGAAACUUAUGGAGGAAGCAAAGGUAGAUCCAAAGAACUCACAUCCAACGUAA